Molecule: messenger RNA, 1447 nt
Organism: Chroicocephalus ridibundus (black-headed gull)
Lineage: Eukaryota; Metazoa; Chordata; Aves; Charadriiformes; Laridae
Exons: 7
Coding region: 177-1349 (390 amino acids)
Molecular function (GO): DNA binding
Source: RefSeq, a predicted model, not a curated record
GAGCGCCGCCAGCCAAUUGGAGGGGGUGGCGGGGGCGGGGCGCGGGGACCCGGAAGUGGUGCCGAGGCUGUAAACAGGCACAUGGAGGGGCCCUUAAAGGUCCCCUCCGAGCAGGAGGGGGUUCCCGCGGCCCUGGCGAGGCGCCUGGGGGCCGGUGCGCCCUGACGCUGGCACCCAUGGCCGAACCCCGGGAUGAGGACGAGCACACAGGGGGCCAGGACCCCACCACCCCGCUGUCCCCCACACCCAGCCCCGGCCACGGCAGGGCUAUCCUGCAUGCUGAGGACAUCACGGCCAGGAAGAGACCCCGGCUGUCCCCAAGGGCCAGCCCCGGCCACCCGCGGGGAACUGAGAGCCCCUGGGCGGCGGGGGGCGGCGGGGGGUGGCGGGGGCCGCGGGCGGGCAGGGUGACGGGGCUGUACGCCCAGCUGCUGCGGGAGCUGGAGGCGGAGGUGGGCGAGCUGCAGCGGGCACUGGCAGCCCGGGAUGAAGCCGUCCUGCACCGCGACCGCCGCAUCCGGCAGCUGGAGCUGGAAAACCGGCAGCUCCGGAGCCACGUCCGCAGCCUGGAGGAGGAGAACGACCUGCUCUCCUCCGGGGAUGGCCACGGGGGACCCUUGGCCACCGCUGCCACCGCCACCAGGACGCCGCUGGCCUCAGGCACCGGCUGCAUCGGCGUCAGUGACAGCAACGUCCAGUUCCUCAAGGCGCUGGUGGAGCUGCUGGAGGGUGACGCUGCCGCGCAGGUUGGGGGGCUCCGGCCCUUCUCUGCCCCCAGCCCCGGGGAGCAGGGCUGUGCCCUGGCCGACGUCCCGCGGAGCCCCCCGGCCUGGCGGCUGCGGGCAGGGCUGCCCAGUGGCUUCCCCCCCUGCCUGGGCAGCGAGGAGGGGGCCGGCAGCCCAGCUUCGCUCACCGACACCACCUGCCUCUGGGAGGAGAGCCGGGGGGACGCGCUGCCCGAUGGCACCCCGCUCUGGGCAUCCCCCAUCGAGGAGAACGGGAGGCCCAAACUGGAGCUGGUCCCCAACUCGGGGGUCUACAUCACCCACCCGCAGCUGGACGACCUCGCGCAGGUCCCCACCGACAAGCCCAAGCUCAUGACCCGGCGCCUGCUCGGUUACUUCUUCUCGCGGGAGACGCUGGCCCGGUCCUCAGCCACGGGGCAGCGCAUCGCCCACAACAACACCACCAUGGAGCGGCCCCUCCGCCUGCCCGUGGCCGUGGUCAACGCCAUCAAAGAGUACGUCACCAAGAUGUGCGGCCGCGGCUGCAACUUCAACGCCGUCAUCAACAGCAAGUGCGGCACGUCCCGGCGGGCCGUCAGGAAGAUGGUCGUGAAGAUGGAGUGAGCUGAGACCCACGGGAUGGCCACGGCCCAAGGGCCACGUGGGGGGGACGAGCCCGGAGCCCUCUGGUGCCGCAGACGGGGAGAGGGGACAGGGAGGGA